This is a messenger RNA of Cynoglossus semilaevis (tongue sole), 7658 nucleotides long. RefSeq names its product mitotic deacetylase associated SANT domain protein b (gene mideasb). Lineage: Eukaryota; Metazoa; Chordata; Actinopteri; Pleuronectiformes; Cynoglossidae. The record is from RefSeq and is a predicted model, not a curated record. The coding region runs from base 629 to 3952 and encodes 1107 amino acids. Gene Ontology annotation, biological process: regulation of transcription by RNA polymerase II; negative regulation of DNA-templated transcription. The transcript is spliced from 14 exons. Gene Ontology annotation, cellular component: transcription regulator complex; histone deacetylase complex. Gene Ontology annotation, molecular function: transcription corepressor activity.
ACUGUUUGUGUUUUCUUGUGCAACCCUCCUGCAAUAAUAUGCAACACGCGGCAACGCUGGCGGCAAUUGCGUUUCCCCCGCGUCUGUACAGAUUAGGACUGUGUUUACGCACCGACGUCGCCCCCCACCCCUCCUCUCUUUAUUUUUCCCCCUGUUGACUUUGUAACGGGGCGGGGAGGAGAGAAGGGGGAAAAAAAUAGUAGCAUUGAGUGAGGUCAGCAGCAGCAUAGCAUGAGUCAACCCCGGGGAUGUUUGCAGGAGUCAUCACCAUCUCCACCAUCUUCAACAUCUUCGUUGUGGUCGCGUCGCGCGGGCCUGCAGAGCUGCGUGUUCCUGCGGGCUCAGCCUCUUCCACCUCCACUGCUGCGUUGGUGACGAGCGCGGGUGUUGCCCAUGAAUGAGAAGUACUCGCAGACUACUUCAGAUCCAGUCACCCCGGGCAGACGACCCCUGAAAGGGUCACCAAGACCUUCUGAGGGGACAAGAACAUUAUCUUGACUGACUGUCAUGCUGCUUCUACAGCUUGAUGUGACUUUGGGCAAAAAUUUGGAGUAAUAGACACCAGGUGGAGCUUCAGUAGUAAUUGGAGACUUGGUGGAAAAUAUAUUUAAUCUGCACAGGAUUAUUCAUGCUCGUCAUGAGCAUACCAGCCCAGCAGAAACCCAGCGUCAAACGUACAGGCAAGAGAAUCACCUUUUUUAAUGAACAAAGUGUAGCCAUGAAAGAGACUUCUCAGCAUCCUGAAGGGACCUACUUUGUCACAGGCGCCACUGCCUCAGACUCUGGACAGAGUGAGGCAGCAAGUACCGUGACCUCGAAUCCAGAAGUUCCUCACAUGUACCUGAACUCUGUCAUUUUUAGCCCAGAUAAGGGUGACCAGAGUAGGGGCCAUUAUCAACAGACCGUACCUAUGAAGUGGAGCCACCCAGAGCCAAAUCAGCAGCAGCCAUCACUCUCCCAGCAGCAGAGAGCUGCCUCCUGGGCACCGGUGACUAACUGGACACAGAACUUUACAAAUUACAUCGGUGGAGUCAAUGUGACAGACUCCAGAACUCAGAAUGCAUUUCCAAAGCAGAUGCAUGAGACUCCUGGUUUACAAACACAUCAACAACUCCCAAACAGAGCUGCAGAGAAGCAGCCUCUGGGAGCAGUACCUGCAGCUGAAGCCUACAGGGAUGCAGUCAAGACUCGGGGCAUUGAGUGGGAUCAGCAGCAGCAGCAGCAGCAACAGCAGUCCCAGGCCUUUCAGGAAUCGUUAAAACCUGGAGCACUGAAUGCUCAGCAGCACAGUACAUCUCAACCUGGAGGGAGCUCCGUUUUACAGCCCUUCCAGUUGGCCUUUGGUCAGCCCAAGCAGCACCUGCCAGCCUACUACCAAACCUUUCAAGGGAACAGGACAACCUUACCUAACCCACCAAACUACCCCGCACAGGCAAAACCCGCAAACCAGUUAGAGCAUCUGCAAAAGGAAGAGCAAAUACAACGGCAGCAACAUCACAUAAUUCAGCAAAAAAUUCAACAGCAGCAACAAAUCAUUCAGCAUCAACAGCAAGUACAGCAACACCUACAACAGCAGCAACAGCAUCAACAACAAGAACAAAUGCAUGAGCAACAACAACAACAGCAGCAGCAGCAACAACAACAACAGCUCCAUAUUCAGCAGCAAAUGCAACAUCAGCAGUUGCAACAACAAACCCCUCAUGUGCAUGACUAUUACCCCACUCCACAAAAUACACAUGCUCACCCACAGCCUGUAGUGGUUCACUCGCAGGAGUCCUCUGCCCCUGCUCCCCUGAAAGUCCAGGAACCGAUCAUCCAGGACAUUACUCCAGAACCCCAGCAGUCUUCAGAUCCCCUCCAGCCGGAACCGCUGUCCCAGUCACAACUCCAGACACAGCUGCGCAGAUCGCGGAGGCUCUCCAGGGAAGGAGGGGCACCUUCUGAAAACCCCUUUCUCCCAGUCGCUACAGAACAAUCAGCCUUAGUGCUGCAGGUUUCUCAAAACGGGACACGGGACAUUCAAGCGGCCCCUACAGGUGUCAUCCAGAGCACAAGAAGGAAACGCAGGGUGUCCCAGGAGGUCAACCUGGAGACCCUUGCUCAGAAGGCCUCAGAAAUGGAGUCGCUGCCAUCACACACUGUCAAGGAGUCCCACAGACCAUGGAGCCCUGCUGACUCAGAGGGCAUGAAUGCCAAGAGGCAUCGAGACGAGAACCUUCUGCCACUCGUCAUUCCUGUCUCUGUUCCGGUGCGAAGGCAGGAACCUUCGUCCCCGGACAGAGAUGAAGCAACACUGGCCUCAAGCUGGACCCCCAGGGCUCCAAACCCUCAGGACUUGGGCCGCACGGACCACAAACCCUCAGUCAUUGUCAGCCGAAGACGCUCCCUUAGGAACUCCUUGUCAGAUAACGCAGAGCAGAAUGGUGGUGCAGAUGGGGACAAAGACGAAGAUGGUAAAAAGUCCAAGCGACGGCCACGGCCUGAGCCUCUCUUCAUCCCACCACCUAAACCGGGUUUAUUCAUCGCUCCACCUGUUUACUCCAGCAUCACACCCUACCAGAGCCACCUACGUUCACCUGUACGCCUCGCAGAGAACCCUCUCAGCAUGCCGCCCUAUACGCCUCCCCCUAUCCUCAGCCCUGUCAGGGAAGGCUCGGGCCUGUACUUCUCUACGUUCUUAUCCUCGGCUGCUGCUGCAGCCAGUGGCCAAAGCCUGCAGCCUCCGGCAACGCCAAAAUCUGCCACACGUAGUCUGUUGCGGUCCAACAGCUGUGACAUCACACCACCCAUCCUGUCUGCGAUCGGUGAGGCUACUCCAGUCAGCCUAGAGCCGCGGAUAAAUAUUGGAUCAAGGUACCAGGCGGAGGUGCCAGAGCUGAGGCAGCGGUCUUCUGUCGAACAGGAUUACCAUAAGGCCGAUCUGGUCUGGGCUCCGCUGAAUGAGCUGGAAGAAAAACCCGACUUCCACCAGAAAGUACAAGACCUCAUGCACAUGGCCUGCUCCAGUGUUCUUUAUGGUGGCGGUACCAACCAGGAGCUAGCCCACCACUGUUUGUACGAAUGCAAAGGCGACAUCAUGGCUGCUCUGUCGCUCCUGAUGCUGAGGAAUCCCAUUUUUCCCAAGUCUCACCAUCUGUCAAGCUACCACUACUCAGGAUCAGACAGCUGGGCAGCAGCUGAGAGACGCCAGUUCAACAAAGGCAUCACUACGUACAAGAAAGACUUCUUCAUGGUGCAGAAACAGGUGACCACAAAAACAGUGUCUCAGUGUGUGGAGUUUUACUACACAUACAAGAAACACGUCAAGAUCGGCCGGAACGGGACGCUGAUUUAUGGGGAGGCAGAGCCUUUGGAGAGCAGGACCACGGAGCAGGAGCUGGACCAUAAGGCCUCUUAUCGACUGGAACCACCACAGGAGGAGGAGGACAGCAGGAAGUGGGAAGGGUCAGCUGACAGGAAACAGGAUGUCUGCGCCACCAGAGUGACACAAUCGCUGCAGUCUGCUGAGAAACCUGGUACUGUCCUUAUCAUGAAAACCAAGGAGAAUCUCGGGAGAGAAAAGACGCUAACCCAGGUCAUCCACCAACCUCAUCCACCUCUACCAACCUCCAGAACGCGAUUAGAGAACAACGUUCAACGGUCAAAUCCACCAACAGGCGGAAAAACUGCAGUUGCUCAAGAGGGAGAAUUUCCUUGCAAGAAAUGUGGCAGGGUUUUCUACAAGGUGAAGAGCCGAAGUGCUCACAUGAAGAGCCAUGCAGAGCAGGAGAAGAAGGCCGCAGCUCUGAGGCUUAAGGAGGCAGAGGAGCAGGCAGCGGCAAAAGCUGCAGCCGAAGCUGCCGCCUUCAUGUCCGCGGCUCGACAGCAGAAUGGGAUGCGACAGAUGGGUGGAGACAGCACUAACGAGGACUCUUCAGAAAAAGAGGAUGAGGACGAUGAGGACUGGCAGUAGCGGGAAGGCUGCACAAUCUCGACUGUCACGUGGCUUCUUCUGUGGGGUCGGAGGAAAACAAAUCCGUCCCGGGGAAUUGAGGAGAAGAUGACUUCCGUUGCUUGGCACAUUCAGGGACAGAUUGAGUCCUGCGUCUGUGUUUGAGUGUGAAUGUUUGCAAUGAGUAUGUGUGUGAGUGUGCGUGUGUGCGUGCGCACCUGAGUGAUUUCUUACAAACACCCCUUUACUCUGCUUCUAAAGCUCUUCAGGAGUUACCUCUGUUGGUCACAGGGCUCGGUCAAAUCAAAGCCAUGCCGCUUCACUUGGCGCCCUUCUCGCUCUGUCCACGCCAGGCCACUGCCUUCCUCAGCACUUUUGAGUCUCAUUUGUUGGACCUGGAACUUGUUAGCGUUUCCUCUCUUCACCUUCCCCUGGCGUACGUCAAAGAGUUUGAGGAGACGGACUCUGAAAUCUGACAGCUGGGGUUGAUGGGAGGAGGGUUCUGCUGUCAGUUUUUCUGCACUAACACCACAGACAGAUGGAUGGACGGAAGGAGAGCAUGUACAAAGUGUUGCCUCUGUUUUCGUCGCUCUUGUGCACUGCCGGCUGCCAAAAGCUUUUGUCAGAGGCAUGUUGUGCACCAAAUGUUUUUUCUUCUUCUUCUUUUUGAGCUGUUCAUUUUAAGCUUCAGUUCUGUGAAUCUUCCCUCUUCAACCCUUGUCACUUUUCCCACUUCACAGUUUGUUCCUCACGUUUGAUGCCUUGGGUGUUUCUUUUUUAAAUUAUUAUUAUUAAUACCCUGAAAUGACAAUCAAUUUUACACUGUUGUUGUUGUUGCUGUUUUUAUAUAUGAACAUAUAUACAGGUAUAUGUUACUUUUCUCCUGCCUGUGUAAUGAUAUUUGUAUGGUUACUGUUGUUUUUGUGAACAUUCUUGUUAUUGAUCAAUAUUAAUAUUAUUAUUAUUAUCAAUAAUUAUAUUCAUUUUUGGCUGCAGUCUAAUUAAGAGAUUUUUUUCCUUACAUGUCAAGAACUUUUUCUUAAUUUAAACAAAAAUGCUACUUGCUGCCUGUUUAUAACUGUGAGUUGUUUUUUUUUUUUUGUUUGUUUGUUAGUUUUUUUCUGGAAGGCAGACGUGAAGAAAAGGCAAAAACACGUGCAAUAGAACUAGUUCACAGCACUCUGUUACCAGCACAGACCGUAUAUAUGAAGUGGACCUAGCCAUCUGGUUUUAAACUAUGGAGAAGGGAAGCCAUAAAAGACCGAAAAGAUAAAAAUGUCAGGAGUUUAUGGUCUCAUGGCUAUGUUACAGUCAUGUUCAAUAAAACAGAAAAAAAUGUCAGCUUUGUUCAUUUUGAUCCCAAUAAUUGCAAAAUGUUAAAUCCAAACACCAGGUGGUCAGUAUGAAUUGACACAGGGCGUAGUCUGUGUUUCCCAUUCACGUGCAUAAGACACUACUUCCAAAAAACAUUGACCCACUUAAGUCUUUUUCCCCCCAGCCCUUACUUUUGUAACCGUGUAGCUGGUCCCUCCUUUUCUUAUGUACGGUCUGUGAGAGAGUCCAGAACCCCCUGCCCCUCCCCACCCCCGGCUGCUCUGGAUGCCUCCCCGUCAUCAGUGUAUCUGAUAGCAGGCGCCCACUCCACACGUCUCUGCAGAUACACAUAACAAAGUGGGAAAAACAACAAACAGCACUAAGUCAUAAAUCUAAAUCCAUUAAGGGAAUAAACGUUGCAUUCGUUUCCUGGCAGUUUUCAUCAAAACUCCAUCUAAUUGUUCAAAUAUAAGUCUAAGAGUUUACACGAAAGGGGUUUAAACCCAUUUCUGAGAACCCCUCAACUGUUUGAAGUAGCCACAACAGGAGUGGUCCAACCACCACAGAGCCCUAUAUUCCUUCUUCAAAACUGCAGACAAGGUACAGUUAAUCAGCAGAACUAGGAACAAUCACACGUUGGUGGACUGAAAUACCACAAUGGACACACAGGAAUCAAUCAGAAGAACAAUUAUCAUUUAAAAUAAAAAAAAUAAAAAAGUUCAGUUGUGAAAGUACAGUAAAAGGAAACGGUGAAACAUUUGUGGGCAAGCGAACAUCCAGGUUUUACAGAACACAACAGAACCUCCUGUAUCACAAGUUUUGAUUUCAGCGCCCCCUACUCCAAAAAAAAAAAGCCAAACAUUAAUUCUACACAUGAAACUAAUUUCUGUUAUGUUUAGACACAAAUGUUUUUGGUUUCACCAAAAGUUUCUUUCCAGACACAUUUAUCCAACAUGUACAGUUUACCACGAGUCAGCCACGGAUACAGUUUACACUUCAAAGACUGUUAAUAUUUGUAUAAAACAAUGAAUAAAAGGCACUUUACUGUAAACUAUACCUAGACUUAGCCUUUUUGACAAAUGUUUUUUUUUUCUUCUCAAAACCUGCGUUCUCCAACACAUCCGCUCUACACUUAAUGUUUUAUUGAAGGUAUUAUUAGAUUUCCCAUGUUUUAUUCAGAGUACUGUUGCUCAAACUUUCUAUACAGGGGUCCACUGUUAUGGGUACAGAGGUCAUGUGACUCAUCACAAUCUAAACUGUGACAAUACAAAGUUUUACUAUUUUAAAUGCUAUUUGUCAUGUUGAUGUUGAAGGGCAAUGUUGGGUUUUAAAAAUAUUUGAUUUGUAAAAAAUACUAUACACAGCAGGGUUUGUAGCAUCAGUGGAUAAAAUACAGCCCCAAAGCAAUACCUAUCCUGUCCCAUGCUUAGGUUUGCCAUCAAUAGCAAUAGGUAAUUGUCCCCGCUGCCGCCCAGGCUUAUAACUCAUUACCAAGUUGUUGGAUGCCACAUGAUUUGACAUAAUUUGGUGAUUAAUUAAUUUGGUAAAUAUAGCCAUAUGGACAGUGGUAUAGUCUUCUCAGUGGUGAGUGGGUCCCUAUACAAAAUGUACACAUCAGAGAAACAUUUUUAUACUUUGAUAAAAAAUAAACAGUUACGUUUAAAGCAAGACACUCAGUAUGAAGAUCAGUGGUCUUGAUGUAUUUCUGGUUGCCUGUUCUCUGGGUGUCUUUGUUUUCCAAUUGCAGCCAUUGAAAUGGAAAGUGGAAAAACAAUGUUCUCUUUUUUAUUAUGUUUUGCCCUUUGGGUCAGAGCCGUAAAUUAAAUGGUUACUUUCCUUUUAAAAGACAAACCACAGUGGAGAGUUCGGCGGAAAAUGUUUCAAUUGCCAGUAUCUCCACAAGUAAAACUGGGUCUAUGCACAGACUGUGUGUGUGUGAGUGUGUGCGCGCGCGUGUGUGUGUAAAUGAUUUGAGGUCAAAAGCUUCAUUUUAUGCCAGUCAAUGGGAAAAAUAAUUGCAGACUGUUCACUUGUUUGGUAUGUUAAUUUAUAUUUCCCCUUUUAUUUGGGCUCAUCCCGCAGGAGAAAGUUGUCAUGAACUGUUAUAAAACCAGGCCAUGGCACAAACACAGCUGUAAACUUUUGUCGGUUAAGGGAAUUUUGUGUAAAAAAAAGGAUUUAUUUAGCUAAAAUUUAGUAAAUAUAUAUAUAUGAACGAAUGAAACUCUAUGUUGCAUACUUUCUAUGCUAUUUUCAUAUUGGGGUUCACUCUAAUGGUGAGACAUGGAAGGGAAUCUCAAGUGCUUCUUUUCUAGUGUAACUUAUUUGUUUUUCCAUUUGAUUUGUACCACCUGUGUUUUUAGUAAUGAUCCAUGCAACACUGUAUAUUAAAGUUUUAAAUGAUUCAGACCGA